AUGUGCGACACCAAGAAGACGCUGGAUGUCGGGGGCAAUUGUAUUUUGGAAAUGCCUUCUGGUACCGGUAAGACUAUUAGUCUGUUGUCGCUGACUGUGGCUUACCAGAUGCAUUACCCAGAACAUAGAAAGAUUGUGUAUUGCUCUCGUACCAUGACCGAGAUCGAAAAGGCUCUUGAGGAGUUGAAGAAUCUCAUGGCGUUUCGUGCUAAGGAAUUGGGAUAUGUAGAAGAUUUUCGUGGCCUGGGAUUGUCGAGUCGUAAGAAUUUGUGUCUUCAUCCAAGUGUCAAACGGGAACGAAAAGGUGCUAUUGUCGACGAAAGAUGUAGAAGCAUGACCAAUGGUAUCUCCAAAAGCAAGAUUGAGGCCGGUGAUACCAGAGCUCAGUUAUGCGAGUAUCAUGAGAACUUGUAUGAGUUAGAGCCUCAUAACUUGAUUCCUCCUGGUGUUUAUACAUUUGAGGAUCUUCUGAAAUAUUGUCAGGAACGACGUACAUGCCCUUAUUUCACGGUGCGAAGAAUGAUGUCUUUUUGCAAUAUUGUCAUUUAUUCAUAUCAUUAUUUAUUAGACCCCAAAAUUGCCGAAAGAGUUUCUAAAGAACUGUCUAAAGAUUGCAUUAUCAUUUUUGACGAGGCACACAACAUUGAUAACGUCUGUAUUGAAGCGUUGAGUGUGGAUAUAACGGAGGAUUCUUUGCGGCGGGCUGCCCAUGGUGCCGCUUCGUUGGGUAGAGCAGUUGACAACGUUAAAGUCAAUGAUGCAGAAAAACUGCAAAAUGAGUAUCAAAAACUAGUAGAGGGACUUCGAGAGGCUGAAGUGGCUAGAGAAGAGGAUCUGUUCAUGUCUAAUCCUGUAUUACCCGACGACUUGCUUUCUGAGGCAGUUCCUGGUAACAUCCGUCGUGCUGAGCAUUUCGUAGCGUUUUUGAAACGGUUUAUUGAAUAUUUGAAAACUCGUAUGAAGGUGUUACAUGUUAUAUCGGAAACGCCCAACUCGUUUCUUAAGCAUUUGAAGGAGUUGACUUAUAUCGACAAGAAGCCGCUGCGAUUCUGUUCUGAAAGAUUAAACUCACUAGUUCGUACUUUAGAACUGACAGAAAUCGAGGACUUUACAGCUCUUAAAGAAAUUGUCACUUUUGCAACUCUUGUGUCCACUUAUGAAAAGGGAUUUAUUCUGAUAUUGGAACCGUUUGAAACUGAACAAGCCACUGUUCCCAAUCCAAUUCUCAGAUUUGCAUGUUUAGACGCCUCAAUUGCCAUGAAACCGGUGUUUGACCGGUUCAGCUCGGUUAUUAUCACCAGUGGUACCAUUUCUCCUUUGGAUAUGUAUCCACGAAUGCUCAACUUUGAUACUGUGAUCCAAGAAUCAUAUACAAUCACAUUGGCAAGACGAUCUUUCCUACCCAUAAUUGUCACCAAGGGGUCUGACCAAGUUGCUAUCUCGACACGAUUCCAAAUUCGAAAUGACCCCAGUGUCGUUCGUAACUACGGUAAUCUUCUUAUUGAAUUCUCGAAGCUGACUCCCGACGGUUUGGUGGUGUUCUUUCCUAGUUAUCUGUAUAUGGAGAGUAUUAUUAGCAUGUGGCAAACAAUGGGUAUCUUGGAUGAGGUGUGGAAGUACAAGCUUAUUCUCGUUGAGACCCCUGAUGGUCAAGAGACUGCUUUAGCUUUAGAAACGUAUCGUACUGCAUGUUCAAACGGUCGUGGAGCGGUUAUGUUCUGCGUAGCCCGUGGUAAAGUUAGUGAGGGAAUCGAUUUUGAUAACCAGUACGGCCGAACCGUAUUGAUGAUUGGUGUGCCUUUCCAAUAUACAGAGUCGCGUAUUCUUAAAGCUCGUCUAGAGUUUCUCCGAGAGAAUUUCCGAAUCAAAGAAAAUGAUUUCUUAUCUUUCGACGCUAUGCGACACGCUGCACAAUGUUUAGGACGUGUUAUUCGAGGAAAGGAAGACUACGGAAUCAUGGUGUUGGCAGACCGACGAUUUGCUAAGAAACGUACUCAGCUUCCGAAAUGGAUCAAUGAGGCCAUUUUGGAUGCUGAUGUGAAUAUGUCGACAGACAUGGCUGUGGCAGCCGCUAAGAAGUUUCUCCGUACUAUGGCCCAACCGCUUGAUCCCGCAGAUCAAAAAGGAGUUAGUGUUUGGGAUAUCAAUGAUCUCCAGGCUCAUCAACAGGAACUAACCGGAGUCAAAGGCAAGCGGAUAGAAGAGGUAACUAACAAGCCGGAACAUGACGAUCAGAUGGAUGUUGAUUUUGAUGAUGAAGGAAUUGAUGAUGAAGGAAUUGAUGAUUCUGAACUUCUAAAUUUAUAG
Sugiyamaella lignohabitans is the source of this 2307-nucleotide messenger RNA. It is a transcript of the gene RAD3, whose product is annotated as TFIIH/NER complex ATP-dependent 5'-3' DNA helicase subunit RAD3. Bases 1 to 2307 code for a protein of 768 amino acids. Gene Ontology annotation, cellular component: nucleus. The transcript has a single exon. Gene Ontology annotation, molecular function: damaged DNA binding; DNA helicase activity; ATP binding. The record is from RefSeq and is a predicted model, not a curated record. NCBI's taxonomy places the organism in Eukaryota, Fungi, Ascomycota, Dipodascomycetes, Dipodascales, Trichomonascaceae. Gene Ontology annotation, biological process: positive regulation of mitotic recombination; nucleotide-excision repair; transcription by RNA polymerase II.